This is a messenger RNA of Triticum dicoccoides, 976 nucleotides long. Its product is annotated as transcription factor GTE3, chloroplastic-like. Gene Ontology annotation, molecular function: protein binding. Lineage: Eukaryota; Viridiplantae; Streptophyta; Magnoliopsida; Poales; Poaceae. The record is from RefSeq and is a predicted model, not a curated record. The coding region runs from base 89 to 634 and encodes 181 amino acids. The transcript is spliced from 2 exons.
CAGCCCGGCCGGAGCGCCGCCCGGUUUCCCUAAACCUACGAACUACCUUCCCGCCGUCGAUCUUCCCCGUGCCCUCGGACGCUGCCGCAUGCUGCUGGACAGGCUGCUGCAACAUGAGGACGGGUGGGUGUUCGCCAAGCCGGUGGAUACAUACGAACUCGGACUCCGCGACUACUACUCCAUCAUCGCCGAACCCAUGGAUCUCGGCACUGUCAGCCGCCGCCUUGAAUUGCGUCGCUACCCGAACCUGCUCUGCUUUGCCAAGGAUGUCCGGCGUACCUUCAGCAACGCCAUGACCUACAACAACAAGGGAGACGAUGUGUAUGAGAGUGCUGCUAAGCUCUCUCGCAUCUUCGAGUCAGGGUGGGCCUCCAUUUUGGCGGCGCUCCCGUCGCCGCCGCCGGUCGCCGUGCGCAGGGCAAGGCUCAAGGAUGAGUUGCCGCGGCUGCCGGUGGACUUGCAGGACAAAGCGGCCAUCAUUAUGACAGACAUAGGCGGGUGGAUCCAGGAGGUGGAUGGGAGGGUUGAGGUGGAUUUGGACAAGGCCGACGAGGCGACUCUUGACAAGCUCGAGUGGCUGCUCGCUCUCGCCACCAUGAGGAAGGAGGCAGGAGCGCUGGAUAAUCAAAUUUGAUGUGGCGCUGCAUGAUUUUACCAGCGUCAAUUGUUUCUCGGUUCCGGAACGCUGUUGACUUAAACAUCGCUUCCCUCUUUUGCGAAUGAGUAUCAGCAUGAUUUCUAAGUGGCUGUAACAUCGCUAGCCUAGAUAUCCCUACUCUGGAUUUGUAUGAAUACCCCAGUGUCAGUGUGGUUGUAAUUUGGGGGUUUGUAGCUGGUCGGUUAUUCUGUCUGUUGUUAUAUUGGAAUUAGACUUUGAACCUGUGAUGAUACUGAAGAACUGCAAGGAUGUGUGGAAGUCAUGUUGUUCGAUUGUUCAUUAAAUAUAUGAUUUUGUGGGCGGAUUUUCUGCCAUGAA